UGGCAACACGCCUAUCUCACUCACACACGAAAAAGACAGACGCGGCUCGCAGUGAAAUUCAUUCACCGAAUUUAUUAAUUCUAUCCGAGACAAAUAGCUAGUUAUUUCCUUCUAAUUGACCCAAAACGACCCACUGGUGUGGCACUUGUUUUGGUUCGCUUAUCAGUGGUGUAAACGUUCCGGAUGGACGCCAAAUAUGUGAUUUUUGCAAGAAAUUUUGUGUGACGCGGCCAUUUUUGAACAGUUUUGUGUGUUGACUUGCUGUGGGGCUUGCUGUGAAUAUUACAUAAAUACAGCGCAGCCACCCACAGAGAGAGUACACCACACCCAGCGAUGGAUCGCAAGAAGGAUCUAAACCUGGACAAGAUCUGCCGCCUGUGCAUCUCGGAGCGCAAAGAGAUGCGUCCGUUGUUCAGCGAAAAGGUACCCGAGAUGCUGAUGGACUGCACCAGCGUGCGGAUAGAGCCCACCGAGGGAUGGCCGGACAAGAUCUGUGUGCAGUGUGUUCAUGCCGUCAGCCGGAAUCACGCCUUCAAGACGCUCGUCGAGCGCAGCGACAAGGAACUGCGCGAGUACAUCAAGGGACUGACUGUGCGGCUGGUCAUGGAGGAGCAGGCGCAGCAGCAGCAGCAGCAAUCAGCGGCCAGCGCCAAGCAGCAGCAACAGCAGGAGCGAAAGCAACAGAAGCUCCUCCAAAAGCAACAGAAGCUCUUAGAGGAACAGAUGCAUCAGCAGCAGCUGAUUGAGCAGCACCACCAGCAGCCGAUACAGCCCAAGCCCAAGCUGAAGCCCCUGCUCAAGAAGGGGUCGCGGCAGCACAAGCAGCGGCAACUGGAGGCAGCUCCCGCCCCUCAGACCCAAAUACAAAUCCUACCAGAACCAACGCCCCCACCACCGCAACAGCCAGCGACGCUUCAGCAGCAAAUACAACAGAUCCAGUUGCCCACACUCCAGUCUGCUCCCACCCAGCUCCUGUCCACAGCUGCCGCCACUACGACACUGCCCCAGCAGAUCCUGCUGCCCAACGGCCAGUUCAUCACAACGGCGCAGAUUGUGGCGCCGCAGCUAGCUCAAAUCAUAAGCACGGCUCCACAGGCGACGGCCAACGGAGCAGCAGCCGCACAAUCUUCGUUCCUGCCCCAGUUAAUCCAAACGCCGAGUGGCCAAACCCUGCAGUUUGUACAGCAGCCAAAUGGGACACAGACGCUUCAGCUAGUCCAGCUUGUGCCCCAGCGGAGUCUGGCACAAGCCGGGGUGACUGGGGCGUUGGGCACUACCUCGGCCACCGCAGACUUGUCCCAAAAUCCCGGCACCUCCCUGGCGGAGGCCGAUGUGCAAUUACUGGAGGACGGCUGCGAGGUGGAGGACGAGGAUCUGGAUGAGGUGUACGACCAGCUGGACGGAAAGGGUGGGCACAACUUCGAGACCAUUGUCUUGGACGAUGAGCAGCAACACGAAUUCCUCAAAGAUCAGCACCAAGUGAUGAUCGACGAGGAUCUGUCCCAGAGCGAGGCCCAAGAGCAUGAGUACUUUGAUGACCUGGACAACCAACAGGUAAUGGACGAGGUGGACGAAUCGGAGCAUCUGAAGCAAGAAGAGGAUGAGGAUACCUUCAUUAUCCAGUUGGAGGAUGAGGACAUGCUUGAAGAUCCGGACGGUGAGGCCAUCAGUCCGGACUGCGAGUAUAUAACGGAUGACCAAGAUCCGAAUCUGUCCGGUGACGUGGACGAUGAUCUGCAGUACGCCAUCAUGGAGCCCCCGGACGGCGAGGCGAGUGCGGACAUCGAACAGGCCUUCCUCGAAACUGAACAAUUGCACCACCACCAGCAGGCCCAGCAGCAGCAUCAGGAGCAUGUCGAGCUGCAGAGCAUAUCGUUAGAAAACGCGGUAGUGGAGUUUAGUCAGGCCAACACCACAACGGAUGCGCUUGUGGCCCCCACCCUUACCGUGAGUUCCGCAAGUCCCACUCCCAAACGGGCCAAAAGAGGCAAUCAGUCGUCAGCAGUUGCAGUCACUGCCGGUGUUACUCUUGAGCCGUGUGACCACCAACCUGCCGGUCCGGCCAUCAACAGCAAGCUGGCGGCGGCGAACUCUCGCCAAUUGGUGCAGACGGCCAGUGUGAUUGCCGCCGCAGGAGCGGACGACAACUACGAAAUAGAUGCCAAUCUGGUCACCGAGUUCAUCCGCCAGCACACGUCCCCUCUGGGCUCGGGGCGCUACAUCUGCCACCUGUGCAAUACAGAGUUCCGGCAAUUCAAAGGCCUGCAGAAUCACAUGCACUCCCACACCAACUGGAUCCGAGCCAAUUGCAAGAAGCAGCCUCAGUGCGAGAUCUGCCUGAAGAGCUUCAAGGGCCCGGGAAUGCUGCGCAUGCACAUGAAAACGCACGACGCCGAGACGAGCACGCCGGUGUGCACCAUCUGCAACCGUACCUUCAAGUCCAAGGCGAUCCUCUACAGGCACCGGCAAACGCACCAGCAACGGGCCUACUGCUGUGGGGUGGCCAACUGCCGGAAAAACUUCUCGUCGGCCGUGAACUUGCGCUGGCACGUGGAGCGCAAGCAUCCCGAGGUCCUGGAACCGUUGUACAAGUGCGGUGAAUGCGGCUCCGUCUACGAUAAUGUGGACGUUCUGCAGCAGCACGUGGAGACCACGGAUCACAGCGCCGAGGUGCAGGCGAGCGGCCAGGACGAUGACUCGUCCGCCUUCAGCGGAGCCGUUAGCAUCGUACGAAACGGGACAGAUAUGUCUUCAAUGAUCGCAGCCGCCAGUCAAGGAACCACGUUGACCACAUCCGCAGGCGGAGGGGACCAUGCUGUUGUCGUCGGCUCCUCCGGGGAGGUGUACUUUGUGACGCAGGCGUAGCCAGGGGAAUAUGCCGCAGCAGUGGCUCCAGACGCUGGAGGGGAGUGCCUGCUCGGCAUCUAGACGACUACUUAGCUGUAAUAUAUAAAUAUAUAUAUAUUUUUGUACUACCCGUUUAGAUAACACAUUAUAGCAAUUAGCACAUAAACACAAAUCCACAAAAACACACUCAAUACACACAUAAAUAAUGCAAUCCUA
Molecule: messenger RNA, 3063 nt
Organism: Drosophila ananassae
Lineage: Eukaryota; Metazoa; Arthropoda; Insecta; Diptera; Drosophilidae
Product: zinc finger protein 853
Exons: 2
Coding region: 334-2865 (843 amino acids)
Cellular component (GO): nucleus
Molecular function (GO): zinc ion binding
Source: RefSeq, a predicted model, not a curated record